AUACACCAUGGCAGGUAGUAAUCCAACGGCCAAGAAGAUAGUAGUGUACCGGAACGGGGACCCCUUCUUCCCAGGCUCUCGGCUGGUGGUGACUCGGCGCCGCUUCCCCACCAUGGAAGCCUUCCUCUGUGAGGUGACAUCAGCUGUGCAGGCCCCACUGGCUGUGCGUGCUCUCUACACACCUUGUCACGGCCACCCUGUUACCGACCUGGCAGACUUGCAGAAUGGAGGGCAGUAUGUGGCUGCUGGUUUUGAACGAUUCCACAAGCUGCACUAUUUGACCCCUGGAGAGACGAAUUCACAGGGGAAGAGCAGCAGACUGCAAGGUCUUCCCAUGACUUGCCGCCUGCGUGAUGGGGCCGUUGAACAGUGGCUGCCUACAGGUGUCCCCUGCUGUAUCCAUGUGUUCAGGAAUGGGGACCUGAUAAGUCCCCCAUUUAGUCUGAAGCUGUCCCGGGCUGCCAGCCAGGACUGGGACACCAUGUUGAAGCUCCUGACUGAGAAGGCCCAGUUGCCAAGUGGGCCUGUGUGCAAACUCUGCACUCUGGAGGGGCUCACAGUGUCAGCAGGGGAAACUCUGGUGAGUGGCCAUUACUAUGUAGCGGUUGGAGAGGAAGACUUCAAGGCCUUGCCCUAUCUGGAGCUGCUGGUACCCAGCCCCUCCCUACCCAGGGGCUGCUGGCACCCUCCAGGCCCAAAGUCCAGGCCCCACGGGCAGGGGACCCGUGGUCACAGGGUCCAGGCAACCCAGCCCUCUCCAAAGAAACCAAGCCCAACUGAGCCGUCUGCUUUCUAUGCUAGACCCCAGCAGGACUUUCAGCCAAGACACAUGCUCCCCACUCUCUUAUUCCCAUCAGGAGUUAAAGGAAUGUAUGGGGCUUCCCACCCAAGGCAUGAGAUAGCAGGGGCCCAGGAAGUAGCAGAUGAUGAAGACACCCAGACAGAAGAGCCAUUGGAUCAGAGGGCAGCAGAGGUAGAGGAAGAGGCCUUGGCCCUGGAAAACCAGCCUGGGGCAGGGGCUGCAACCUCAGCCUCAGUCCCUGCUCUGUCAUCUUGAGAGCCAGCAGCUCCAGACUGGAACUGCAGCCACCUUUUGUCCUCAGCUUCCAGAAGCCUGUCCCUGAGGAGGCAGCGCCUUCUGGGGCUCACAGGGUACACUGUAGCCUCCUCAGCCUCUCCCAAUUUUUAUUUGCUCUUAAACCCAUGGCCCUGUCUUUUUUUCCUGAGAAGAACAGCCCUAACUGGGGAGGCUACUUCCUUAUGGGGCAUGGGAGCAGGUUUGACACAAUAAAUGAAUACUUACUAACCUGUGUGUUUACUAGUUUUAUUGAAGGCUGCCACUUGCCAGUGUUGUGCUGGGUGCCACAAUUAGGCAGUGCUGGGGCUCAGAGUUGUCUACUUGUUUAAAAGGGACUGGAAGCGAGGAUUUCUUUCUUUUUUUUUUUUUUUUUUUGAGAUAGAGUCUCACUAUGUCACCCUCGGUAGAGUGCCAUGGUGGUGUCAUAGCUCACAGCAACCUCAAACUCUUAGGCUUAAGCAAUUCUUUUGCCUCAGCCUCCCAAGUAGCUGGGACUACAGGCGCCCGCCUCAACGCCCAGCUAUUUUUUUGUUAUAGUUGUCAUUUUGUUUAGCAGGUCCAGGCCGGGUUCAAACCUGCCAGCCCCAGUGUAUGUGGCUGGCACUUUAACUACUGAGCUAUGGGCGCUGAGCUGUGGCAGCCAGGAUUUCUGCCCACCUCACGGGGGGAUAGGUCAGGCUGAUGGAAACCUCCUCUCUUACCUUUGCCACUCUGAUGCAAUUCUUCCCCUAGUCCCUCCCCUCAGCCAGCUAUAUCAGUGAUUAAGCCCUAGAGCAGGCGUCCUCAAACUUUUUCAACAGGGGGCCAAUUCACUGUCCCUCUAUAGUUAGAGGGCCGAACUAUAGUUAAAAAAAAA
Nycticebus coucang (slow loris) is the source of this 1934-nucleotide messenger RNA. RefSeq names its product doublecortin domain containing 2B (gene DCDC2B). The coding region runs from base 8 to 1057 and encodes 349 amino acids. The record is from RefSeq and is a predicted model, not a curated record. The transcript has 9 exons. Gene Ontology annotation, cellular component: microtubule; microtubule organizing center. Gene Ontology annotation, biological process: intracellular signal transduction. Lineage: Eukaryota; Metazoa; Chordata; Mammalia; Primates; Lorisidae.